AUGCUGUCCACUACUCUCAUGACAUUUCUUUUGUGGGUACGACGUGCUCCAUCCAAUGUUCAAUCGGUCGAACUGUUAGGAUCAUGGGACAAUUUUUCGCGCCCCUACCCGAUGGAACGGGAUAGGCGCAUGGGAUCCGGCCAUUGGCGAGGUUGCCAUACAUUUACCGACAUUAUACGUGACGGAACUUCCCCGAGUCAGUCUCCCGGCCGGACCGGAGGGUUGAAGAUGGGAGGGACUUAUUGGUAUUACUAUCGGCUAGAUGGAGAGAUCGAGUACUAUAACAGGGCCGAACCCGUCACCUCAUUAUGCCCGCUAUUACCUGGCCAACCCGUCAACAUCCUCAAUGUACCCAUCAUUCUUCCCGGCACAGACUACCUCCACCGACGUGAUAAUAGUACCAGCUCGACCAAGUCAGACCAGCGGACAAUGGAUCCCGAGGACAAAUAUAUGAACCCACGCACUCCGCCCAAGCCCAGACCAGGGCUUCCACGUUUGAAAACAUCCCCUCCGUUCUAUCAGCAAACAGUACCGUCAUCAUCUCUGCUCAAUCUCUCGAACUCUAAUGAGGAGAGGCCGCUUAUGUCUCAGCCAUCCAGUUCGACUCACAGCCCAAAGUUCCGACUUGUCCCAAGAGCUAAGGCUGAGAGGUCUGUGUCUCCUCCUCGCUCGAGAGGAUUAAGGGCAGCAUUUCUGAAUAUUGCGGGUGCUCGAUCACCUGGUGAUCGCGUGGACGACCGUGGUAUCAACCACCAUGAUCCUUAUCCUGCUGACCCCUUCGUGCCAUCGACUUCAACUUCCAACGCAAGUUCAAACUACAGUUCAAGCUUGACAUCUCCACUAAAUAGUCCGGUAGAGCUUGACGGUGUAGAAAUUGGAAGAUUGCCUUUCCGCCAUCCGCAAGUUGAUUCUGAGCAGCCUCUAGGCCCGCCCUCCAUCCGGGUUCGUCGAGCUUCAAAGUCGAGCCGGGAGAACACCCCUUUGGCUCUUUCUCUAGAAGGCCACUCUUCGUCGCGUGAGACGGGUAGAGCGGAAUUGUUAGCUUUCUCUAGCACUGCUCCACUCGAAACCCUUGACGAAGCAUUGUCGCAGCAGGCUACGCCAAUGGCAGUAAGCCCGAGGGAGCAAACCCAUGCUACGGCAGGCCAACUUACACCAGUUCUUCCAAAUUUAAGAGAAAAACGACUCCCGACGCUCCCGAAUUCACCAUCCUCGGUGUUGGACGCUGAAUUACGCGCUAUUGAAGCUCGAUACAAGCCAUUAGACAUGGACCUACUCUACAGCCACUUCUCGGAUGACACCUCUUUUGCGGCAUCAAAUAUCUACGAUUCUCCUCGAGAUCCGCCAGAAAAGAGCCGAUUUUCAGAAUGGAGCACUGACACGGAACUCGUUUCUCCUGCAUCGAUGACAUCUUCCUCUACCUUUAAUGUCGAUCAGCUCUCUAAUUCCUCGCCAUUUCUCGAUCAGCAAUUCCAGCAUGACACCAUGAACCAUACUUAUAAUGACUAUACGUUAGAUGCGCCCAUUCCUUCCAUCGCUAUCAGUGGCCCAACUACGCCUGUCCUCGGAAGCGAAGCAGAAAUAGCUCCAUCUCCAACGCAGGUAGACUCGGCCCACUCUCGUUUUUUAAUGUCUGCAAACUCUUCCUCUGCUGGUCAGUUGGGUUCGACAUAUAUGCGCGAAGAAAUUGAGUUUCCUUCACUACUCAUCGAAGACUUUGACGAAUUCUCUUUCCAUGAACCAGACCCCAAGCGACAGGGAGCUAUACUCCCUCUGAGCGCGGUCACUCCUUUGUCCGUUGGCGAUUCGUCCUACCCGUCGACGAGUCCUACUCCGAAGGAGACUCAAUUCAGAUUGUCUGAUGAUUAUAGCUCUCAGUCGGCAGCGAUGCAAGAGUUGAUGGAAGAGAUUGGCUAUCUUGGGGAGAUGAUUUCGUCUGGAUUAUAA
This is a messenger RNA of Talaromyces stipitatus ATCC 10500, 1947 nucleotides long. RefSeq lists its product as uncharacterized. NCBI's taxonomy places the organism in Eukaryota, Fungi, Ascomycota, Eurotiomycetes, Eurotiales, Trichocomaceae. The record is from RefSeq and is a predicted model, not a curated record. Bases 1 to 1947 code for a protein of 648 amino acids. The transcript is spliced from 3 exons.